CUAUACACAUUUAAAAGGAAAUGUUUUGUACUGCCUGUUCAUAUCGACGAAGUUUUAUAGAGACUAAAGGCGGCUUACAGAACGUUUUUGCUCAAAAAAUUUUUUGCGGUUGGGACUUUAAUAUAGCAACAAAAAAGGCUGCAGAAUUAAAAUCUUCCGCUAUUUAUUACGAACUAAAGGAAUUGUUAAGCGAAAUUAAAGAGGAAAAAGAUAAGAAAUCGAUAUGUGAAACAGUUAGGAAUUCGACAACAAAACUGUUGAUUAAUGUUAGUACAGUGUUGUUAUUAAUGGGAACUGGUUACAUAGUGUGGGUGUUACUAGAUAAGAGCAAAAAUUAUUUGGAUGAUGAAAGUCAAAAGACCAAUAUGGCUUUGGUAACUGCAGUAAUUAUAAACGUUUGUAUGCUCUUAAUACCUGUUUUAUUUGGAUAUUUGAGAAAGUAUGAGAAGUAUUCUAAUCAAAGCGUAGCAUUUAAUAUUACACUUGUUCGAACUUAUAUGCUCGAAUUGACUAUUAUUGGAGUGCUAUUGACUUUCUGGCUAACACGUUCAAAUAACGAUAGUUGUUGGGAAACAUCUUUGGGUCAGGAGAUUUAUAGACUUAUUGUGUUCGAUUUUGUCAUUUCAGUAAUUCUAUCUUCUUUUUUAGAAAUAUUGAGAUAUCUUUUUAAAAAGGAUUGUAUGGGACAAGACGGUUUAUCAGAGUUUGACAUAGCUCGUUAUUCUUUUCAAUUAAUCUACACACAAACACUCUUCUGGAUAGGUUUCUUUUUCUCCCCUGUUCUUCCUGUCGUACUUUCUAUAAAACUUUUGUUCACAUGGUACAUUAGGACCUUUUGUACCUUGCAUUUGUGCAAGUCAUAUGCCAGAUCUUGGAGGGCAGCUCAAACCAACACUGUGUUCUAUAUUCUCACCUUUCUUACCCUUUUCUUUUCCAUUAUUUUCUUCGGAUACAUCAUAAUUAGAGUUCCCAUAUCGAGUUGUGGUCCCUUCAUGGGGAACUCUUAUAUGUAUGAAAUAAUUAUCGACGUAUUACAUUUAGAAAGGGGCACUGUGUUUUGGGAGAUUGUGAUAUUUUUUACUCGACCGGGGGUGGUUGCAUUUAUUUUUAUUAUGCUUUGUAUUGGGGCGUAUUUCUUAAGAGCCAAGGGAAAAGCUCAAUACAAAAUGGUGAAAAUAUUAAGAAAAAUGCUAGUUGCUUCGGCCAAAGAUAGGGAAUUUUUGCUUAAUUACAUUGCCAAUGUGACCGCUUCUCAAUUUCAACAUGAAAAGUUUUCAUCUUUCGACAUGGACAGUGUAUCAGCUGAGUACAUGAAUUCGAGAGGAUUUGAUGAGGAACACUUCGCAGAUUCAGAUUCUAUCGACGACAACUAUAUUACUAAUAAGAAGCGAUAUUAACUUCUUGCUCUAAAUUUUAUGCAAUGUUAGAUAUUUUAUAUUUAUUAAUUAUUUACGUAUAUUAUUUAGACUUGCAAGUGUGAUAAAUAUGAUAUUUAUUUUUCAAUUAAAAAGUAAACGUUUACUUUUUUACUUCAA
Messenger RNA from Agrilus planipennis (emerald ash borer), 1535 nucleotides. Its product is annotated as transmembrane channel-like protein 5. NCBI's taxonomy places the organism in Eukaryota, Metazoa, Arthropoda, Insecta, Coleoptera, Buprestidae. The record is from RefSeq and is a predicted model, not a curated record. Gene Ontology annotation, cellular component: plasma membrane. The transcript is spliced from 10 exons. Gene Ontology annotation, molecular function: mechanosensitive monoatomic ion channel activity. Bases 21 to 1397 code for a protein of 458 amino acids.